Molecule: messenger RNA, 1996 nt
Organism: Cottoperca gobio
Lineage: Eukaryota; Metazoa; Chordata; Actinopteri; Perciformes; Bovichtidae
Gene: mbd2
Product: methyl-CpG binding domain protein 2
Exons: 7
Coding region: 374-1174 (266 amino acids)
Biological process (GO): DNA methylation-dependent constitutive heterochromatin formation; negative regulation of transcription by RNA polymerase II
Cellular component (GO): nucleus
Molecular function (GO): methyl-CpG binding
Source: RefSeq, a predicted model, not a curated record
UGUGUGUGUGUGUGUGAUAUCGCAGACGUCACAGCCUGCCGUUGGUCCAGUUCAGAUCAGAUCAGAUGAGCCGUUGGUUCUCUUCGGAGGUAAACGGAACUAUAUCCGGACUUGACGGAAGUUAACCCGGGACAUCCCAGCUCACACUCUGUACCGGGACACUUCAUUUCUAUUUACCGAAAAUAAGCAGCACAAACAGCCGGGGCGGAGGGAGGGAGAAUCGCCGUUAACGUAACGUCCGUGACGUCGCCCGCCCGGGCUGCUGCUCCACUGGGUUUACUACCACGCUGUUUGUCUGGAGGGUCGUCAUCGGUGUUUGCUGAGUGAUCGAUUUGUCCGAUCGGAGCCUACUAGUGGGAGAGAAAAGUGUGUGAUGAUGGAGAAGAAGAGGACGGACUGUCCCGCUCUGCCGCCCGGUUGGAGGAAAGAAGAAGUGAUCAGGAAGUCCGGACUGAGCGCUGGAAAGAGCGAUGUCUACUACUACAGUCCUUCAGGGAAGAAGUUCAGGAGUAAGCCUCAGUUGUCCCGUUACCUUGGAAACACAAUGGAUCUGGGAUGUUUUGACUUCCGGACAGGGAAGAUGAUGCCUGGAAAACUGCAGAAGAACAAACAGAGACUCCGACAUGACCCGCUCAGCUUGGCCAAGGGAGGUAAACUGGACCUGAACACAGCUCUGCCAAUCAGACAGACAGCAUCCAUCUUUAAACAGCCCGUUACCAAGGUUACGAGUCACCCAGGCAACAAGGUGAAAACAGACCUGCAGAGAGCUAGCGAGCAGCCCAGACAGCUGUUUUGGGAGAGGAGGUUGAAAGGUCUGCGGCCAUCAGAUGUUACGGAGGAAGUGUUGCGGACGCUGGACCUGCCCAAUGGCCUGCAGAGUGUUGUGCCAGACUCCAGCGAUGACACUCUGCUGUCGGCUAUUGCCAGCGCUCUGCACAUGAGCUCUGCUCCAAUAACUGGACAGGCGUCUGUGGCUGCUGAGAAGAACCCAGCCAUCUGGCUGAACACGUCCCAGCCAUUCUGCAAGGCCUUCACCAUCACUGACGAACACAUCCGGGAGCAGGAGCUGAACGUGCACCAGGCCAGGAGGAGUCUGGAGGAGGCUCUGAUGGCUGAUGGUUUGGCGCGGGCCGCCGAAAACACCCAAGCUCUGCUGGAGGGGAACACGACCUGAACACAGAUGGAGUUCCUCUGUUCACCAGCCUCUGGGUUAUAAUUCUUAAUCCUGGCAACAAACCAAAAACAGACCACCCACAGACUUAAACUCACCUGCACUGAUCUGUUGUCUAAGUGAACAAUUGCUUCAACCCUUCCGUUAGGGAAACCAUUUUCAGGAUGACAUCACACCGGACACCUAUCAGCAUGUAAAAUCAAAGUGAUUUUCCAGAGCAACUACAGCUACAAUGGGAGCAGCAACUACAGCAACAAUGGGAGCAACAAUGAUAAACACACCAGCACCACCAGAUGCAACUACAAUAUGAUAACAAACAACUGCAGUAACAACAGUUGCAGCAACAGAAAAUGCAACAUAGGAGAAACAGCAGCAAUAAAUUGAGUAUCUACCUGCUCAAAGCAGCAACCAAAGCCUUUAAUCCUCUCUGCUCUAUUUUAUCAUCUGUACAAACUUUACAACAUGCACUUACCUUGUCUCACUUUUCAAAUUCAGAUAUGACUCCUUUAUUUUCUUUCUAUAUAUAUAUAUAUAUAUAUAUAUAUAUAUAUAUAUAUAUAAAGCUGAUUAAAAUAAUAAUUAAAAAAAUCAUCAAACCCAAAGUCAGCUCAAACUGCUGGACGGCUUUUGCUAACUCUAUUAACUGUUCUUUGAUGAUUCAGUUGUUUGUGAUGUCAGAUUGUUGUCAUUUUUAAAGAAGUCUUCAGGAGUUUUAAUGAAUAUGAAAUAGAACAAUUGCUUAUUUAAGACACAUUUUAUACCUUGAGAGAACAUACGUGUACAUUUCUUGGAAUGAAGUAAAUAAAUGAUUAUAUUCACAAUUUC